Balearica regulorum gibbericeps (East African grey crowned-crane) is the source of this 669-nucleotide messenger RNA. The record is from RefSeq and is a predicted model, not a curated record. Lineage: Eukaryota; Metazoa; Chordata; Aves; Gruiformes; Gruidae.
GAUAUUCAGAUUCUGUAAAUCAAAAUGCCACAGAAACUUUAAAAAGAAGCGAAAUCCCAGAAAGAUGAGAUGGACCAAAGCAUUCCGGAAAGCAGCUGGCAAAGAAUUGACAGUGGAUAAUUCAUUUGAGUUUGAAAAACGUAGAAAUGAACCAGUGAAAUACCAGAGAGAGUUGUGGAACAAGACCGUUGAUGCAAUGAAGAGAGUGGAGGAAAUAAAGCAAAAACGCCAAGCUAGAUUUAUUAUGAACAGAUUAAAGAAGAGCAAAGAGUUGCAGAAGGCAGAAGACAUCAAAGAAGUCAAACAGAAUAUCCACCUUCUUCGUGCUCCGCAUGCAGGCACACCAAAACAGCUGGAGGACAAAAUGGUGCAGAAACUGCAGGAGGAUGUGGCUAUGGAAGAAGACUCUUAAAAUGCUUUAAUUUUCUAUUUAUAUUUCUUCAGCAAUUAACAGUUCCUUACUGCCUCACCUGACAUCAUUCAGAACUGUACUUACGGUCAAGAAAAAUAUAUUUUAAUGAAUAGUGAUCAUUUACACUUUGAAUUAUUAUUAUUUUUUUAUAAAAAAAUAGGAAGACAGGUACUGGUUUGGGCCGUACUUACAAUUCUGUAAUUUGAGAAGAACCUUGUCAGCAAUAAGGCAUAUUGUUUGAAAUACUAUGUGCUCCU